AUGUACGUCUCUGAACUUUAUCUCGACCACAACAGAAUACAGUACCUGCCGGUGGGAACACUGAACUCAUUUGUGAGUACUGAAGUUGUGGACUUAUCGUGGAACCAAAUGAAGAAUAUUUCGGAUAAACAUUUCUCCAGCCUACGGGAACUAAAACGGCUGUCUUUGGCCGGGAACCCAAUCGGCAAGUUAAACAUAACACUGCCACCCAAUCUCGAGGAACUCGACGUCAGUUCGUGCGAGCUGUCGUCGCUCGGAGAGCGAACGUUAAAGAGGCUGCACCUAAAAAGCCUCGACAUUUCCAACAACAGCCUCGUGGCUGUGGACUGGUCUCUGGUGGACAACGGGACAUCAGUGCGUGCGAACAGCAAUCCUUGGGACUGCAGCCUGUUGUGGCAGAACAAAGCUGAGUUCGCCAGGAGUCAAGAGCGAUGUGCGACGACCACCGGGUCUGCAACGACCACGCCAGUUGCAGCUGAGGUGGGCCCAGAAGCGUCGACGACUGCGGAGGGGGCUCGGGUCCCUGAGGAGCUGCUGUGGAGCUCCUUCGGCAUCGUGGAGGCCGUGCUGGUUGGCUGGCUGGUAUUUCGCCGGCUAGGGUUAGCUUGCCCGCAGUCCCGCGGCCCUACGGGCGUGUCGGCCGCUGGCGGCGGCGCGCGACCGCAGGCGGUGUGUUUGGUUUGCAUGGGGCGGCAGGGCGCGCCCGCGUGCCACCAGCUGCAUCGAUCGCCGGCGCCGCGCGCGCUACCUGUUGAGCGCGCCGCUCCUCCAGCCGCCAACCCGGAACUGGAGGCUGCGCCGGCGUCUGGAGUCUGGCCGCUUCUGCCCCGCCAGGGGUGCACCGCUCCUAGCAGAGCACUCACCUCGUGUAGUGUGUGGCUGCACCGGGACUCGUAG
This is a messenger RNA of Schistocerca nitens (vagrant locust), 897 nucleotides long. RefSeq lists its product as uncharacterized. Lineage: Eukaryota; Metazoa; Arthropoda; Insecta; Orthoptera; Acrididae. Bases 1 to 897 code for a protein of 298 amino acids. The record is from RefSeq and is a predicted model, not a curated record. The transcript has 2 exons. Gene Ontology annotation, molecular function: protein binding.